Messenger RNA from Didymodactylos carnosus, 222 nucleotides. Lineage: Eukaryota; Metazoa; Rotifera; Eurotatoria; Philodinida; Philodinidae. The record is from the annotation of a GenBank genome assembly.
AUGGGCUGCGGGCAAUCCCAUCCGCUCGCUGAAUUAAGUGAUUGCCUGAUUGCGAUGGUGAAUGUGCCAUCGCCUUCGCGAGCAAGCUCUACUCCUACAAGGGGACGCAUUCCAAAUGUAGGAGCAAGGCUUGCCCGCGAAGGGGCAUUAACUGUCCCCACACCAACAAACUGUCCGCACCACAACAGUGCAACCCCCUCCUUCCCCAGCACAAGAUUGUGA